AUGAAUUCGCAUUUUCUACUAUUUAUAACUCUUCCCUUUUUAGCUUAGUCAAACGAUCUUAGUUUCUUCACAAGUGCUCCUUUGCAAAAUUUAAAUGGUGUCCUGUAUACAGAAGGUUUAAAUUUUCUCUAAUACAAAGGUUGGAAUUAUGGAUGUACUUUUCCUUUUGCUUAAUUUCCGAGUGAUUAUAUGUUUUUUGGUCUCGAUUGCUUUUAUGGAAGCUUGACUGUAGAUGGAGCCUAUAUCAUGAUAUAUGAUCUUCCUCCUCAUCACACGAUUAAGAUAACAUUCAAAUAUAAAUCGUAAAUAUCUACCCAAUCAUUAGUUAGUUGAUGCUUUAGUCUAGCUCUAAUGAAUAAGAAUCUUAUCUUUUUGCUGAUGGAAAAAUUGUUUUUUAGUAUAGAAUUAUCUUAUUUAGCGAGACCAAUCAUAUCUAAUUAAACUUUGGAGCAUUUUCAACCCAAUUUUCCCAUUCAGCUGAAACUCUUCUUUUAGAGUAUUUGCAUUUAGGAGGGAAAAUAGCAGUAUCAAUUUGUCUAUUAUACUAGUUAUCAACAUCUGGAUUUCGAGAAUUUACAGUUGAUUUGCUAUAGUGCCCCUCUGGCUGCCAAACCUGUGAAUUAAACAACCUUGCUAUUUGUAAUAGUUGGCUCAUGGUUGAUUUUCAAAUGAAAGCCAAAGAAUUAUAAAAUUUCAAUAACGAUGGUUGGAAGCCACUUGGAGAAAAACCAGCCAACAUUAUUAAAUGCGGAAGUAUUAUAUUUGUAUAAGAAAAGGUUAGACAUAGUUUUAUUUUUUUGGAUUUUUCGAUAAGACAACGACAUUAGAAAAAACAGUAUUUCUAGAACCACAUUAUGCAAUAUAGGUGUAAUUUCUAAUAAUAUACAUUAAUUUUAAUCGAGAUACAAAGCCAAUAACUUCUGUUUUACUUGAUGAUGCAACAGUUUAUGAAGUUGUUGAACUACUUGAUGUUCUAAAGAUGAGGAUGUGUAACUUUAUACCUAUAGAAUAAACAACUCAACUCAGGGGCGAUCAAGCAAUCAGGGUUAAAGUUUAAAAUGCACAUAAUCAACCUAAUUUAAAAAUAACUCUUUCUUAACAAUAAGGUUCAGACAUUAAUACACCAUGGGGAAUUAGGGAUUUUAAAAUAUUAUUGAAAAAAUGCCAUUCCAGCUGCUUGGAGAGCUGUUCAGGUCCCCUCGAAUCUGAUUGCUAUAGUACAACUAAAGUUAUGACUUAAUUGAUUAGUUUUUUUACUGACCCUCUCCUUAAUUUACUUGAUGGAUGGAAUGAAGUUUCCGUUUACACUGAUAAUAAAAUCUGUAAUGGUCAGUAAAUUAUUGGAGGUUUGCAAGAUAUCUCACUUUAAAAAUUAUAAUACCCUAUUUUUGAUCUUCCAAAGCACAGUUAACUUACUAUAUCUCUUACAUUUUAUUAAAUAGAUUCGUUUCAAAAUAACGAAAAAUUUUAUAUUGAAGUUGAUGAUGUUAAAGAUUUCGAAUAAUAAUUACUUUAUAUUACUGAUUAUUCAGUUGGGACAAAACUAUGUGGAAAUUCUUAAUAACUUGACACUUCAUUUUAAAUCAAAGUCAAUUCUAUAGCCCAUACUUUUGAUAACGCCAUAAUUAAAUUUUACGUAUUAGGAACAACUANUUGA
Molecule: messenger RNA, 1657 nt
Organism: Paramecium octaurelia
Lineage: Eukaryota; Ciliophora; Oligohymenophorea; Peniculida; Parameciidae
Source: the annotation of a GenBank genome assembly